ACGGCGGCAGCGGCUGGAGCAGGAUGCGGCGGUGUGUGCUGUCUGCUGAUGGCAGUGAGCCGGAGUACGACAUUCAAGAGAAGAUUAACUUUGAAAUCCGCAUGCGAGAAGGUAUCUGUAAACUACUUGCAGUGAGCACACAAAAAGACCAACUCUUACAAGCAGUUAAAAACCUGAUGGUCUGCAAUGCUCGUAUACUUGCGUACAGGACAGAGCUACAGAACCAGAAAGAAGAGCUGCUCUCAUGCAGAACCAAAGAACAGCUUUCAGAAAAUGGGAGAAAAAACCGGAUGGCAUGCAGAGGAAAGGUUGCUAUAUCAGAUAUUCGAAUACCAUUAAUGUGGAAAGACUCUGAUCACUUCAGCAAUAAAGAAAAAUCACAGCGCUAUGCAGUGUUUUGUUUGUUCAGAAUGGGAGCUGAGGUUUUUGAUACAGAGGUGGCUAUUGUGGAUAAAGCCAUAACAGAUCUCUGUUUUGAAAAUGUAACCAUAUUUGAUGAAGCCAGACCAGAUUUUCAGCUGAAGGUUGAAGUGUAUAGUUGCUGUACAGAGGAGUCUUUAUGUGUAACAAAUACCCCCAAGAAACUAGCAAAGAAGCUUAAAACAUCCCUCAGCAAAGCUACAGGAAAGAAACUCAAAGCUUCACUUGAAGAAGACAGCACUGAAUCCCUUUUGCCUCCUGACCCUGUCAUCCAUGGAGCAAAAUACAGUAUGCUAGCAUAUACCACUUUGGGGCUGGAGAGUGCUGAGGACAAUUUUAGGACUCACAACCUUACUGUUACAGGAAAUGAGGAAUCCUCUUUUUGGCUACCCCUGUACGGAAACAUGUGUUGCCGUUUAGUGGCUCAGCCUUCCUGCAUGGCUAGGGAUAUGAUGGCAGGUUUUCUUAAUCAACAGCAAAUGAUAGGAAGUCUAACUAGCUGGAGGAGGCUGUAUUGCAUUCUAAGAGGUGGCAAACUCUUUUGUUACAACUCACCAGAAGAAAUUGAGGCUAAACUGGAGCCAGCAUUGACAGUUCCCAUCAACAAGGAAACCAGAAUUCGAGCUGUGGAUAAGGACUCCAAGAGAAGGACUAAUAACUUCUCUGUUAUCAACCCUGCGUCUGGAGAGGCUGUGACGCAACUUUUUGCUACUGACAGUAGGGACGAACUUCAUGAGUGGAUGGAGGCUUUCUGGCAGCACUUUUAUGACCUAAGCCAGUGGAAACAUUGUUGUGAAGAACUUAUGAAAAUUGAGAUUAUGUCACCACGGAAACCACCUUUGUUCUUGACAAAAGAAGCGACCUCCGUCUACCAUGAUAUGAGCAUUGAUUCUCCAGUGAAACAUGAGGGCUUAGCUGAUAUCAUACAAAGAAAAAUUGAAGAGACUGAUGGUGAGUUCCUGCUUGGCCAGCAAAAAGAGUCUGCAUCUUCCCUGUGGGCUUCACUCUUUGAUGGAUCUCAUGAGAUGGUGGUUCAGAAAAACAUGCAUCUGAGCCCCAAAAGAAAUACUACAAGUCCUAAUGACAGCAGAGGAAAGAAAAGAAGAGCUCCACCUCCACCCUCUGAUAAGUCACCCUACAGUGCAAAAGCACAGGUGAACACAGAGGAAGUGGGCAAAGAAAACUGGGAGAAGUCUGACUGCACAUCUACUAAUAGUUCUUCUUUUGAUUCAAAGUUAUCUGCAAAACUGCAGCAGUUGCAGACACCCACUGCUGCUCCUCACAAAAUCGGUCCUUGUAAUAAAAGCACUUUAGCUGGCCAUGGGAAUCCCAUUUCAUUAGUUAACAAGACUGAGUCUGAAACCAAACCGGUACCAGCCCCUAGACAGAAAUGCAUCAGAGAAAUGCUAGACCCUAGAUCCUGGUUACAGCCAUAGACAUCAUAAUUAAAGAAGUGUCUGGAAUUUUAAGUUUCUCAGCCUUCUACAUCUCUUGAAUGAAAAUAGAUUUUAGCAUAUAGCUCAUAAGUAUUGAAGCAGAAGUGGAUUUGGGUUUGGUUUUGUUCGGUUGGCUGGUUUUUUCCUUUUAGGUAGGGCAUUACUACUAGCUGCAUUCUCAGCUGUACUCAGUAUUGCUAACAUCUAAAUCAUUGCACUAAUAACUGGGGGACUUAUCUCUAUCUGAAAUAACAGUGCUACUUCUGAGGAGUGGUCCAGUACGCUCCCCUUGAAAAAACUGCAGUGUUCAGGGUAACUCAGUGUCCCUGCAGCAGGGUUGUUACCAUUACCUUCUACCAGACCAUUAGGUUAGCCCAUCUGCAUCUUCUCAGGCUGGUCCAAGUGGGAAUUUCACACAGACUCGGCACAGAUCUCGCAAAAUCAAUUUUCUUGGGCUUCGUGCUUGGCACCACCUAAAAUAUUUUUCUCUCUCCCUCACUGUUUGGGAACCACUCCUUAUAAUGUGAUAUUCUAUGAGGAGUUAUUGUACUCUUCUGAACAGCUUUGUAACUCCGUAUGAAUUUCUGAAACAGUUCUAUCAAUUUAGCACGGGAUCGCCUACAUUCUUGCUGGUGCAUGUGCUGUCCAAGUAGCUGAGGAUUAUCUCUGUAUGAGCUACUUGUCUCAGUCUAACGUGAACAUUUAAAAGCUGUACUACAUAUGAACACCUAUUCAGGAUUUCAUUUUUAUGGUUGGGUUGUUUGGGUUUUUUUUGACAAACAGGGCUCUGUAGCAUAGCUUCUCCUUUGUGGAGCCUCUCAGCUGUUCCUGGUUUGUAAACACAACAGUGUUACUGGUAAGCAGUAAGGUCUUUUCACCACUUGUUAUUUUCUGAAAUAGGAGAGAGUAAGUACUUCGGGUCAAAAUACUGAACUUUGGUAUUAUUCCAUCUUAUUCUUCCAUCUAUUCUUCCAUCUAGACUUACCAUUUUUGUAAGAAGUAUGGGUUAUUAGGGUUCCUGUGGCACCUGCAAAAACAUCUACUGCAAAUGGGAAAGAUUAUGUUUUCCUGGAUCCACAACUUAAGUAUCCAACCCUUUCCUUAGCUGAUGCAUUUAUGUCAGAUGCUGGAAGUUAUCCAGGAGCAACUGUAUACAUACAGUUCAUUAAUUUUUGUUUUUUUUCUAAAAUGCAGAUGGCUUUGAGAGCUUUACUCUUUCUCCAGAAGAUAUUGUGUGCAUGGUUGGUUUGUUUUAUCUAAUUUUUGUCUUUUGCUAAGCUCUUGGCUGCACAGCUGUAAAGGUGUCUGCUGAAUUCCCUCAGUAGUUCAUUGCCUAUUUGGGAUAGGGUUUGAGAGGCAGGUUUCAUUUACAAAUCCUUUUGCAGGAUUAGAGCCCUUUGUUUCUGGAAUGUCCUUGUUCAUUCUUCAUUUAAUCACAUUCCAUUUUCCCUCUGAAAUAACCAUAAUCAUUCUUACAAUAAAUCAUGCUGUUAUUAAAGUGUAUGGUUUGUGAAUGGUUUAUAAAUAGGAACAGAAAAACUGAAGAAUAACUACAUGAUUAUGUAAAUCAGACACAGUCGACUAAGUGGACUGUGCAACUCUGAGCAAGAAAUAGGAAAAAAUAAAGAGGGGAAGAAAAGCCGUAUUUUCCAAAAUGCAGCUGCAGUUUACUUAGCUUUAAAUCUAGCCUUAAAUGUUACCAUGCCCUGGAAAGAAUGAAUACCUUUUUCCUGGUAACCCCCUUCCAUUUAUUUGUUAUAUUUAAAAAUAAAUCUCAUAAAUAUAUAAGGCAGGAAGGCACUGUAAUGAGGAUUUAUUUUUAAAUUCAACAGGCCAUUGAAUUUCAACGAGCAGUUUCUCUUAAAUUCAGUGGCUUUGUUUUGAACUGAACAUACAUAUUUUAGGAAGGCAUUUAAUAUUAAUUUAAAGCCUUCAAGUGAUGAGAAUUCACUCAUACCUCCUGUUGCAUUAGUUAAUUAUCCAGGUACAUUUUACACUUGAUUUUCUAUUUGCAUUUCUAGCUCCACCUUAAGUUAUUUUGGUCUUUUUAUGCAUUUGAUUGCUUAUAUUGAUCUCCGUAGUAUCAGCUUUUCUAAUUGCUUGUGUGCAGUUAUAAAUCAUGAUUAUGUCCCUUUUAACCUUUUCUCUGAUGAGAUGCACUGAAUCCCUUAACUUUCUUAUGGCAAUGAAUGUUAUACAAGACUAAUUAAUCUUCACAUUCUUCUCUGUACUUCUCAUGUGUUGAAAUAUUUUUAAGUGUGACAUCUGAAUUAGAUGCCACAUGUCAAUAAUGAUCCAUCAGGACUGUAUAGAAACAUAAUGUGAUCCUCUUACUCUGAUUAAUAUCUUGUUCCCUUCUUCUCUCAGAAAUGGUAUUAUCCUUUUUUUGUGGAAGCAUUGCCUUGGAUACUGACUUUUAUGGCUCAAGUCCUCUUCAGAGCCUUUUCCAAGAAUGCGGUACAUCAUCCUCUUAUUAUCCUACCUUACUUUUUCUUAGAAAUCUACACUGUAUUUUACCAGCAUUAAAAUACUGCCCAUGAAGCAAUCCAGAUUGCUCUGUGUAAGUGACCUGUCCUCAUUCUUUACUACUCUAGCAGUCUGCAUGUCCUUUGCAAAUUUAUUGCAGGUGAUUUUCACAGUUUCUUCCAGAUCAUUGAUUUUUAAAAUUGAAUGCAAGGCAAGGUUUGUAGAGAGAAGUGAUAAGUUUUUAUUACAUCAGUGACAUGGGUAGGGGGUGGGGAAAAGCAAACAGACAGGCCAUUGAGUUUGCUUCCCUUUUUCCCCCAGAACCUUUAAAAAAUUGAACAAAAUGGAAAACAACUGUAGUUCUUAUGGAUUCCCUGUUAAUGCUGUAUUUUGAAAUUAGUUUUCUGUCUCCAGCAUAACAUUCUAUAUUGAUUUGGUCUGGUACUGAUAUAUUUAAAGAAAAUGACAUGUUCAUCUGGUUGUCAGUACGUGACUUAGGGUUCUUAUGGGUAACACCUGAGGGCAGGUGUCUUUGCAAGCCAAGCUUACUGUAUCGAAGAGGAAAAUUCAAGCUGUUGUUCAAGACCUGUUCUCCAGGAAGCUGUGUUGACUGACAUUUUAUAUCUAUCCUUAAAUUAGACUCAUAUGAGCCAGUUCACUAUAUUACCCCAAUCCCUACUAAGCAAACUAGGCCAUUAAUUACCCGGAUCAUUCUGCUUCAGAACAACAGUGCUGUUCUUACAGUCCUGUGAAAUGUCAUGGCAAUGUUGAGACUUGUUUAAUUAAUUGCACAUUUAAGCUCCUAUAGCUUGAAAGGCUUCUGCUACUGAAAGUAGUUUCUGUUAUUUUAAAAAACCACUAUAUAAUCCCUAUUAUGAAACAUCAGUUGACUUCAGGUUUUAGUAUUUACUAUUACUGACUCAGUUGAUUUUGGGUUGGUUUUUUCUUUUCUCUUUUGUACUGCCUUUGAAUCUUCUGUUAAGCAAGUUGGUUUAACUGAUAAAAACUGCAGGCUACCAGCAAAUCUUAGCUAUACAAUAGUCAGUUAUAGGAAAUACAUUUGUACUCAGCUUUUGUCUAUGCAAGAGAACAUAAAUAUUAGUAAUAAAAAUAGAAGAAAUUUUCAAAAGUGUAAUUAAAAGAUAUAUCUGUGAGGAAAAUGGUCAUUUUUUUGGCUUUUCCACAUAGUGGCAAAUUAUAAUAUGUUAUUACUGAUACUGGUCCCUUAUCAUUGCAUAGGCUUGCUCAGAAAUUGAACUCUUCCUUUGGUUUGUUUGGGUUUGUUUGGAGAUUUUUGGGGGUUUUUUGGUUUUGGGUUUGGGUUUUUUCUUUCCAAAGUUUUCCUGGCCAUAAUGAGGAUGAAUAUUCAAAACAGGAAUUAAAACUAAUACCCUGCUUGUAUCCAAGCACUAUAUGAGGAAUGUAUGAGCUAAUAUGAGGAAGGCAGCUAUGUUGCAGUGUGGUACAGUGACAUUUUAGACUGAUUCUCUUCCCAGGCUUAAGAUCGUGGCCCAAGACAGCAACGGAAGCCCAUCUGUUGGUAGUGUGUGGGGCUGGGGAGCUGUUGGCUUCCAUCCUUCAGACUGGAGGUGAAGGGGAGUCAAGAAGCAGAGGGGUAAAAGCAGCCUGUUCCUCAUGGGACAUGACGGAAACUGUUAAACUGCUGCUUCUCAGCACUGAAGGGAGAAUGUACCCAUUAAGUCAUCUUGUCAGUUGCAUUCACUCAUGAGGGUGCUUUAAUUGCAUGAGUCAAAAUAUCAGUGAAGUUACUUGGUUAGUAUUUAUAAAGAGUGCCAAAAUAGGAAAUGUUUUACACAGGCAUAGGUGAUAUUAGCCAGCCUCCUGCUGGGACAAGGCUUGGAAGACAGCAAGAGGCCUGUGGCUUCUUGUAGACCUUAGGUCCCAUUGCCCCAUAUUCACAUGUGUGCAGGCGAGUUGGUAUGCUGCUGCUUGGCAGUAGAAUCCAUGGAAACACAGCAUUUGUUCAGAGUCACUACACUCAGACUGAACAGCUCAAACUACCCAGUGUAGCACAGUAAAGACAUCGGUAGCAUCUGCUACAGCUGAACUACACAUGUGAUUAGGGACUUUUAUGAGGAGUAUGUCAGGCCUACUCUGAAAACUGUAUCUGCUUGUUCACUGCUGGAAUGAAUUAACUGCUGCUUAGAAAGUAGUGGGAUUACUGUCUUGAAGUUGGUCAGAGACAAUAGUCGAACUCUUCUUUUAGAAAGUACAACUUGAAAGCAGCUGCUAUCCCAAACUUGAAUAUAAAUUUCACAGAACAGGAACAACUUUUGAAAUAUUAACUGAACAAAGACUUAAUUUAGUAACUUUUAUGUUGUAUCUAAUGUCUUCAGCUAUUCACUUGGUCUUGGAAUGGUAGACGGUACCUUUUGCAAUUUUAAAGACUUUAGCUUAAAAUGUUUACAUUUUUACUAGUAUUGUGAUUUUAUGUUUUUCUAUGGUAAUUAUAUUAAUAGUUAUUUUACAGUGUUGUGUACAUAUUUGGAAAUACUGUGAGAGCUGAUGUACAAUUAAUGUAGAUUGCCUUGGUAGAAAAAGUCAGAUUUGGACACUAAUGUAUUGUGAAAUGUUAGAAUAGAAAUCUUUUGCUGCUAACAUAAUGUAUUUCUGUUAAAAUAUGCAAGUGAAAUUAAAGUUCCUAGAGUAAAAGGCU
Messenger RNA from Melopsittacus undulatus (budgerigar), 6999 nucleotides. RefSeq names its product rhotekin 2 (gene RTKN2). The coding region runs from base 24 to 1856 and encodes 610 amino acids. Gene Ontology annotation, biological process: signal transduction; positive regulation of cell population proliferation; hemopoiesis. The transcript has 12 exons. The record is from RefSeq and is a predicted model, not a curated record. Lineage: Eukaryota; Metazoa; Chordata; Aves; Psittaciformes; Psittaculidae.